AUGGAGCCACCUCAAGACCCCAGCGGUGGCGGCGGCGGCCCUCCUCCCGUCUUCGCAGGCGGUCCUCCACAAGGUGCCCCCCAGCUGCCUCCGCAAAUGUUCACAACCGCCGCACAACUCCUGGAUCUGACGGACAAAAAACUCCUCCUCGUCCUCCGCGACGGCCGCAAACUCCACGGCGUGCUGCGCACCUGGGACCAAUUCGCCAACCUGGUCCUGACCGAGACGCGCGAGCGCUACUUCUGCACCUCACCUUCGUCUUUCUCCUCCCCCGAAUCCAGCUCCAAUGACGCUCCGCGAAAGCUAUAUUGCGAUGUGCCGCGCGGCACGUAUCUGGUGCGGGGCGAAAACGUGCUGCUGAUCGGCGAGGUGGACUUGGAUCAGGAUGACGAGCCGCCGCCGGGGUAUGAGGAGGGGGACGUGGAGGAGGUGUUUCGGCUGCAGAGGGAGGUAGAGCAGGAGCGCAAGAGGAGGGAUAAGGUUAAGGGGAGGAGGGCGGGGGAGUUGUGGGGCGGGGAGUUGGAGGGGAGCGGGGAGGUGUUGUUCUAG
Messenger RNA from Cyphellophora europaea CBS 101466, 549 nucleotides. RefSeq lists its product as uncharacterized. Gene Ontology annotation, biological process: deadenylation-dependent decapping of nuclear-transcribed mRNA. Gene Ontology annotation, molecular function: RNA cap binding. Gene Ontology annotation, cellular component: Lsm1-7-Pat1 complex; P-body. The record is from RefSeq and is a predicted model, not a curated record. Lineage: Eukaryota; Fungi; Ascomycota; Eurotiomycetes; Chaetothyriales; Cyphellophoraceae. The transcript has 2 exons. Bases 1 to 549 code for a protein of 182 amino acids.